This is a messenger RNA of Larimichthys crocea (large yellow croaker), 2933 nucleotides long. It is a transcript of the gene slain1a, whose product is annotated as SLAIN motif family, member 1a. Gene Ontology annotation, cellular component: microtubule plus-end. Bases 249 to 2174 code for a protein of 641 amino acids. Gene Ontology annotation, biological process: positive regulation of microtubule polymerization; cytoplasmic microtubule organization; microtubule nucleation. NCBI's taxonomy places the organism in Eukaryota, Metazoa, Chordata, Actinopteri, Sciaenidae. The transcript has 9 exons. The record is from RefSeq and is a predicted model, not a curated record.
UGAGAUGCAGCCUGUAUAAUCAUCCCAGCAGCAGCAGCAGCAUCAGUGUGUGUAACUGUGAGUGAGCGUGUGUGUGUGUGAGAGAGAGAGAGAGUGUGUGUGUGUGUGUGUGCGGGUGUAGUAGCCUCAAACAGGGGGGGAAUCUGGACACCCUCUCUGGAUUGAAUAGGACCCUCUCUGCAGGCAGGCAGGCCGUGCUUCUGUGUUUUUUUGUUGUUGUUGCCCCCUCUCAAUGUGUUUUUUACCAAAUGGAAGCAGAGGUGUUAAACCCCCAGAUGAUGGCAGACGUCAAUGGCAACAAUAAAAUCAGCAACGCGGAGCUGGAGGUGUUAAAGCUGCAGGAAUUGGUCCGAAAACUGGAGAAGCAAAACGAACAAUUGCGGAGCAGAGCGAACGCUGUAAACAAUUGCUCCAUCGGCCCUCAUCUCAGCCAGACCUCGUUACUGCCGUGUCUGCACGGAGGCGCUACGACGCCGUGUCCGAGUGACAAUUUCUCCGCUAAAUAUGGCAUUUCGAGCCCGGCGCAGACGCAUCCGUGCGCACCGGGACUCGGAGGUCCAGCGGAGGAGGAGGAGGAGGAUUCGUUCGCCUAUUUUCAGCCGAGCUCGGUGUCUCCUGACGCCGCUGUGGGGGACAGCAGCACCGCUGGAGCCUCUGGAACUGUCCUGGAUGAGGUUGAUAUCUUGGACCUGAACAUGGUGCUCCCUGUCGGAGAGCCUGAUAGCUGGCUGUAUGUGAGUCCCAAAGCCAAGCUGCAUGGCGAGAGUAUCCUCAGCCCUCUCCAGUGGUGCAGGCAGGUACUGGACCACCCGGGGCCGGAGGUGGAGCUGGCCAAGAUGACCCUCUGUCACAGACUGGACCAAGCCAAGCGGAGGCGAGGAGUCUCCUCCGUCCGUCCGUACAGCUGCAUAGAGGGGCUCUCCACCCUCAGCUGCCCCGUCCUGCCUUACACUAAAACUGCUGCACUAACCGAGUCCCCAGCCCCGUUGCCGUCAUCAGGUCAGUCCUUUGUCCAGCCGACUCUCCCGCUCAGGCCCAGCUGCAGCUUCAGUGACAGAGCGCCCACCUUCCUAUCGAACUCCACUCUCCACAACGUGGGUCGGCGCCAUGCAGCGAUCAGCCCCCAGUCUUCCCUGGACAGCGAGGUGGGUGUGUCGGAGCUGGAGGAUGACACCAUCUCUGUUAUGAGCUACAAACUGCAGGACAUGACAGACGUGGAGGUCAUGGCACGACUUCAGGAGGAGAGUCUCCGACAGGACUACGCCUCUACCUCAGCCACAGCCAGCCGUCGCAGCUCCAGCUUCUCCUUACACUCCCUCAGGCGCAGCGAGAUGGAUCUGGAGGAGGAGGACGAGGAGGACGAGGGGUACGACCAGCUCCCUCCUCCCCAGCCUCGACUGUUCCGCACAGGGUCUAUGCAGCGGGGCGGCCUGCCCCACUCUCACACCUUCUCCAGUAUCAGAGACUGCAGACGGACCUCAGCCACCCCUCAGUUUUCACUCAGUGGACUCUCCCAGUACUCUGGACCCUCCAGCCUGACCACAGAAACACACACAGCAUACAGGAAUAGCACAGACAAGCUACGGAGAAGCAUGCCCAAUCUGAUCCGAGCUCCCAGCAUGCCAAGCGUUCCCAGUAUUCCAUGCCUGGCUUCCCCCGUCAACCCACCCUCCCACGGUCCCUCCUCCUUGCCAAUGAUAUCCUCCCUCCGGAGCAGCCAGAGUUUUGACUCAUCCAAUGGGCUCGCACGACUCCAGUCCUCCAUUCCUUCCCCGGGGCAGCUCAGUCAGCGAGUCCAAAGCGUGGGCAACUUCCCCACCACGACCCGGCACCCGCUAAAAGCAACAGCUUACGUAAGCCCCACGGUGCAGCAGGGCCCCAAUUCCACCUCCCUGUCCAGCUCUAUCAGUCUACACUCCAUCCCCAGCAGCACCGCGCUGUCUCAGCCCCUAAAACCGAGCAUCAGUUUGGUACCGCAACCUUUAAAGACCGGCGCCAACCAGUUGGCCAUACCUCGCAGCUCCCUUCCUCGCCCGGCCUCCUUUGUGGGAACGAGUGGUCUUCCACGUGCAAGCAAAAUCACCCAACCUACACGCAGUUUGCUGACUCCUCCAAAGAGCCUAGCCGCCCUGAGCACCUUGAGGGACGGCAGCUGGAAAGACGGCUGCUACUGAAGCCCAGACGAACUGACGUACGAGAGGAGGUGCACAGGGUAACACUGCAUGGGACCCAACUGAUUUAAAAUGUUGAUGUCAGGAGGGCCCAGUCUUGGGCUGCGACCCAAGAGAGAGUGACUGUUAACAUUUCUAAAAGGCACUACUCUCCACUGAAGGACGACGUAGUGACCGAUAACAGUACGGGUCCAGCAGGCUGGAUCUUUAACUUACUACCUGCUGAAACACACACACACACACACACUGACACACUAUGAAGCAACCUGGCAAUAUUCUGAUAAUCAGUUGUUAAAUGUGUUUUUUUUUUUAUUUCAUUGUGGAUAGUUUAAGGCUUUCAUUCAACAGAAUACAAAAAACGCUUUUUUUGCUUUGUAAUGAUUUCAUGAUUUGUGAUUUAUUCAUUUUUGUCAGACUGUGUGAUGUCAGAUAUGAAGUUUGUUACAAAAAAAAAAAAAAGUAGUGUAAUUCAUGUCAGUUAUAUUUAUUGGCUGGACCUCGCAGCACUUUUAAUCAGAAUUAUGAUUAACACAUUAAAAUAAAUGAUAUGCUUUGUUUUUCUUAAGUAAAGUACGACGUCACGUUAAAGUAAGUGUGCACACGGUUUAUCUUUUCCAUUAUUGUUUACAUAAGAGCUGAUAUUUUUAAUGUUCUUUGAUAAACAUAAUCGAUCCGAUGAUAUUGCACACAGAGCCCUGAUGCUUUUUAUGGAUGAGAAGAAUUUAAAGAGGAGGUGAGUUUUUAAAGUGAAUAAAAGCCUUU